Messenger RNA from Rotaria socialis, 813 nucleotides. The record is from the annotation of a GenBank genome assembly. Lineage: Eukaryota; Metazoa; Rotifera; Eurotatoria; Philodinida; Philodinidae.
AUGUAUCCUCAUUUACCAGCAUCAACAAACAAUAAACCGACUCGGGAUUCUAAGUCCGCUUACGAAGACUUUACUCACCGCUAUGCGAUUAAUAAAAAUUUUGCUACGAAACUUCAUCAACUGCGUGGUUAUGAAAUUGUUUUCAUAUGUGACGAUUCAGACUCCAUGAAAAAUCCAAUAGAUUUCUCUAGUCGACAGCAGGAGGAAACGACUCGCUGGGAACAACUGAAGAAAAUAGUAUCAAUCGUUGUAGAUUUGGCAAGUACACUAGAUCCAGACGGCGUUGAUGUUUAUUUUUUGAAUAGAAGACCUGCACUCAAUGUGCGUAGUUCAAAAGAAUUGACUAAUAUAUUUGCCACACCUCCCAAUGGUAUGACACCAAUCGUUCGUGUGUUCAGACAAGUUCUUCAAGAUAAGGAAAAAAGAAUUCGAGAAAGAAAAUUAUUGGUUCUUCUAGCUACCGAUGGUAUACCGACCACUGAAGAUGGUACACCCAAUGCUCAAGAACUUUAUCAGGUUCUCUUAAGUGAACGUAUACCAAUAGACCGAGUUCCUGCAACGAUUAUCUGUUGCACAGAUGAUCAGGAAUGCAUGUCAUAUCUUAAUGAUUGGGACCGAAAAAUUCAAAAUCUUGAUGUUGUCGAUAAUUACGAGAAAGAAAAACAACAGAUUUUAGCUUGUCAAGGCAAGUCUUUUCCAUUUAGCUUCGGUGAUUACGUCGUGAAAAUUCUUUUAGGUGGUGUGGACAGUUGGUUCGACCGUUUGGAUGAAGAAAAAGUAUCUUUAGAUAAUGAUAGAUCAUCUCAACACUGA